CACUUUGCUGGGAUAUCUGUGUGUGUGUGUGUGUGUGUUAAUUUAGACAUUUUUAGGUUUCCUGGCAAAGCGUUUUACAUUUGAUAAACAUUACUUGUACUUUUUUGCUUUUUUAUCUGUUUUUUUCUUCUUUCUAGGCUGUCUCUGUAUCUCUGUACUAAACAGUUGUUUAGUUCUUCUUAAUACAGUGGUGAAUGGUCAGAAGUGUUGAAAAUUUGUACUGCACUCUUUUUUUUUUUGCUUUCUCAUGUACCCUAGAGAGGAAAUUGUGCAAAAACAAUGUUCCUAUUCACUAAAGUUUUCUGAAAGGUGUGUCAGUGUAUCAUUUCAGACCUCUGGACAUAAGGUCCCUCAAUGAAUGUUUGUGCAUAAACAAGGAAAAAAUACAGGAAGGAAAGUAAUCACUUGCUUGUUAACUGAUUAAAUUGUCCCAAGUGGAUGAACUUUGUGGCCAAAAUAAGCAGUAUUCCUAUUUUUACAUAUUUGUUUGCAGGUUGUUUGCUAAUUAAAGAUUCUUAAAUGCCCUGUUUUCUUAAGCGCACUUAUAUGCUCUUUUCUCUAUAGAUAUGUGUCUCUAAGCUCAAUGGUGCUCGUCCCAUAGCCUGGAGAUGUUAGCCGUCCAACACUGCAACAAUUCAGCCCUGCAUGUGGAUGAAGGCUUCAGCAAUCAGACCCAGCAGGUGCUUGGAGUGGCACCGGUGCGCUGUAGGGAAAACCUGAACACCACAACCAACCCCACGGCAGCGGGCCUGUCCAUGACCCUGGGGAUCGUUUCCAACAUCAUAGCGCUGAUCAUCCUGGCUAAAGCGUAUGCUCGCCUGCGGAAGCGCUCGAAAGCCACGUUCCUCCUGUUCGCCAGUUCUCUGGUGGCUACGGACCUUGCUGGUCAUGUUAUUCCAGGUGCUCUGGUUCUGCGGCUCUACAUUUCUGGGACCGCCGGAGGACUUUGUAACCAAUCCGACGCCACCUGCCAUUUCCUGGGCGGCAGCAUGGUGUUCUUCGGCCUGUGCCCGCUGUUUCUCGGAUGCGUCAUGGCGGCGGAGCGAUGCAUGGGUGUGACACGGCCCCUCCUGCAUGCCCGUAUGGUUUGCACGGCCCACACCAAGAUAGUGCUGGUGAUGAUAUGGCUGUUGGCUUUAUCUGUAGCACUGUUGCCCUUCUUUCACCUGGGCACAUACAUCUACCAGUUCCCAGGGACCUGGUGCUUCAUUAAUGUGUUGGACAAUACCAGCAUCACAGACGUGAUAUUUGUGCUGCUGUUUUCCGGACUGGGACUGGCCGCACUGGCCGUGGCAUUGGUCUGCAACACCAUCAGCGGGGUGACGCUGGUGAUCGCCCGUCUGCGCAAGAAGAAGUGCCACCGAAGAUCAGCUAAAUCACAUGACAUUGAGAUGGUGGCACAGCUGGUGGGCAUUAUGGUCACUUCUUGCAUCUGCUGGAGCCCUCUGCUGAUCUUCGGUCUGAUGUCUGUCAUCCGCUCGUACAGCGGCUCUAUGGGGGAUGAUUUGGAAACCUACAGGACUUUAAUGGUAAUGGGAGUCCGUCUGGCCACCUGGAAUCAGAUUCUGGACCCCUGGGUCUAUAUCCUUCUACGCCGGGCCGUCCUAAAAAAGAUUUACCGCAUAACCACCGGCCGCAGUGACCUUAAAGGGAGUACAUUCCGGCGGUGGGAGAUCAGCUCCUUCCAGAACUCCAUGAAGAGUGUAAUUAAUCGGAACUGAUGGAGGGAUUCCAGAAUAUGAGUUCUACCAUGUGGAAGAGACUGGGAAAAAGGAAAAAAUAGGAUGUUAUUAACCAUCCUAUUUUGCAGCAUUACUGAAGGCAGAUGUAAGUUCCUAUUGCUUGAAUGGUGGAUGAAGCAGCAUCAUACUGGAAGUUGUAAUGCAAGUGAUGCUCUGGAACUGCAGUGACUUCAAUAGGCAUUAUAAUUGAGCACAGUGGGGUUUUGGAAGUAAAAAUCCCAUUCAUUUUCUCCAUCAAGAAACUGACUUUAGCAACAAUGAAUGUUCUAGACAUACCUUCCAUUUUUGACAUUUAAUUGCCAAAUUUGGGGUUUUCAUUUGCAAAUUUCUGUUUCCAUGCAACAAAUAUAUGUAUAAAAAAUAUGUAUUUGAAUAACUUUAUAUUCUGGAACCGAGGCUGCUGAAAAAGUUGGAAGUCACUGUUGCACUGUAGAGUGAGUCUGAUAAAUGACAAUGUGAAAUGGACUGCAAACAUGCCCUCUGCGUGUCACCUCAAUUAUUAUUAUUAUAUUUUAAAAAAAAUAAAACCCUUAGUUUCCAUGUAAACUACAAGAAAAAGGACUCUGAGGACAAGAGGAGUCACAGGAGCAAAGAAAAUAAAUGUUGUUUGGGUCUGGGAUUUAAUAAGCUAGUUUGCAGUUGUUCAGGAUUAACAUGCACCUUCUCUUUUGGUGAUUCAUUAUAGGAUUCAUUGUAAAGUGAUGCUUAUAGUGAAUUCAUCAAAAUGUCUUUGAACAUGAAGCUUUGUUUGGCUUCAGAGCUAUUGCUCAGGAAUCUGUAUAGUCCACAUACAGUAUUACAUACAGUCUAUAAAAGUCAAAUAAUGAAGAAAUAGUGUAAAUAUCACUGCAACCUAAAGGCAGAACUUUUACAUGUGCAUGACAGUUUCAGUGUUCUAGUAUCUGUAUAUUUGUGUCUUGCCCUGUUAUUUGUGAUCUUGAAAAGCUAUGGAAUAUUAUUUUGACCA
This is a messenger RNA of Sinocyclocheilus grahami, 2709 nucleotides long. Its product is annotated as prostaglandin E2 receptor EP1 subtype-like. The transcript is spliced from 2 exons. Gene Ontology annotation, molecular function: prostaglandin E receptor activity; thromboxane receptor activity. Bases 609 to 1721 code for a protein of 370 amino acids. Gene Ontology annotation, biological process: positive regulation of cytosolic calcium ion concentration; adenylate cyclase-activating G protein-coupled receptor signaling pathway; inflammatory response. The record is from RefSeq and is a predicted model, not a curated record. Lineage: Eukaryota; Metazoa; Chordata; Actinopteri; Cypriniformes; Cyprinidae. Gene Ontology annotation, cellular component: plasma membrane.